Molecule: messenger RNA, 6054 nt
Organism: Pygocentrus nattereri (red-bellied piranha)
Lineage: Eukaryota; Metazoa; Chordata; Actinopteri; Characiformes; Serrasalmidae
Gene: prlra
Product: prolactin receptor a
Exons: 9
Coding region: 181-2001 (606 amino acids)
Biological process (GO): cytokine-mediated signaling pathway
Cellular component (GO): external side of plasma membrane; signaling receptor complex; membrane
Molecular function (GO): cytokine binding; cytokine receptor activity
Source: RefSeq, a predicted model, not a curated record
UGCUCCAGCAGUAUGUGUGUGUUUGUGACUGUGUGAGAAGGAGCUGAGUUCCGGAGCUCUAGUGUGUGUUUUACUUCGACAACAUCAGGGCUGAUUAUACACUCCGCAGGUUUAAAUGCAGCGCUUCACCUCCUUAGAGGAGACUAAAGUGGGAGCAGGACGUCUUUGAAGGACUCAGGCAUGAUGUGGAUUGACUCUGGAACAAUGCCACUACUGACCCUCAGUGUCUUCUUCCUCUUACUGUCACCAGCCACCAGUACCAGUGCCCCAGGCCGGCCAAGGGUCACCAGCUGCCGUUCACCUGAGAAGGAAACUUUUACCUGCUGGUGGGAGCCGGGAGAUGACGGGGGUCUUCCCACCACCUACGCUCUCUACUACUGCCUUGAGGGUUCUGAGACGGUGUACGAGUGUCCAGAUUAUAAAACAGCAGGUAAAAACUCCUGCUUCUUCAGCAAGAACGACACGUCGCUGUGGAUCAACUACAACAUCUCAGUGGUGGCCACUAACGCCGAGGGCAAGAGUGUUUCAGAGCCAGUGGAGGUUGACGUGGUUUACAUAGUCCAGCCCAAAACUCCAGAGAGUGUGAUGGUUUCAGUGCUGGAGGAUGAUCACGGCCCAUACCUGCGUGUCUCCUGGGACAAACCACGGUCAGCAGACACUCGUUCUGGCUGGAUCACACUCGUCUACCAGCUACGAGUCAAACAGGUCAAAGAAGAGAACUGGGAGGAAUAUGACGCUGGCAUGCAGAAGUACUACAACGUCUUCAGCCUUCAUUCUGGUAAAGAGUACAUGGUGCAGGUUCGAUGUAAACCGGACCACGGCUUCUGGAGUGAAUGGACCACUCCAGCCUACAUCCAAAUGCCUGACUUCAUUCCCAGGGAGCGCUCCAUGUGGAUCAUGGUGGCAGUUUUCUCUGCCUUCAUCCUCCUUAUCUUCGCCUGGACGAUGAACGUUAAGCGGAGCAGUGUGAAACACUAUCUGCUGCCUCCCAUUCCUGGACCAAAGAUCAGAGGAUUUGACCAACAGCUGCUCAAGAGCGGAAAGUCUGAAGAGGUGUUCAAUGCAUUGGUGAUCCAGGGUUUCCCCCCAACCACCAACUACGAGGACCUGCUGGUGGAGUAUCUGGAGGUUUAUGACGAUGUGAAGCAGGAGCUGGUUCUGAAUGGGAAGAAUCUGCCCGAGGGCUUGCUAAAGUCCAAGACCAUGUCUUCAGACAACGACUCUGGUCGGGGCAGCUGCGACAGCCGCACACUGUUGAUGGAGAAGUGUGCAGAGGGUGUGGAGGAGAGCGGAAUGGAGCAGGAGCUAAGCCAGUUUGGAGAGUCCAGCUGGGCUUCUUCUGACAGUGGUGAGGACAGGGAAAACCCUGCUUCUCCAAGGCAGGAGGACAGGAAGGUCCAGACAUGGCCUCCUGUGUUCUCCUCUCCUCAGCCACACCAUUUCCAGCAACAGCAGCCAGGAGGCACCAGAGCUUCCUACCACAGUGUACCAGAAAUUUCCUGCAGAUCUCCACCUGGCCAUUCAUCUGGUGGUCAGCAGAACCGGUUUAGCAAGCCUGGUUUCUAUCAGUACACUCAGAUGCACAGCAUGGAUAGCAUAGAGCACAAGCACGUAGCACAGGUGCCCCAGUCUCAAUCUGCUGAAUAUGUAGAGGUACAGACAGUCGACCCAGAGAACAUUCUGCUUCUCCGGCCUCUAGCGAAUGCCGAAGGGCAUGACCCAGAACUGUCCGAUUUUGCUGGAGAAGACUACAGCAAGGUCCGAGAUGUGACCUCUGAUAAUAUUCUGCUACUGCAGAGGGAUUUGAGUGGACCACAGUAUGUGAGGGAUUAUUGCCAGGACCAAAGUGGACAGGUUGACCCCUGCUUUAUGCAGCUGCAACAGGUGGAACAAACCUGCAAACCUACAAACGUCCAUCUUCAUCUUCCUUCUCUCAUGCUCCAGGAUGGCAUGAGGUUGGCUGGGAAUGGCUAUGUGGAUUCAACUAUUAUGAUGUCCUAACAGCUAACAGCUAACAACUGUCAGAAUGCUGCUAUGGCCCAGGCUUGGUUUUGCCUUGGGGUGCCACUGUCAUUUGACAUCAACAGCAGUUCAGGAAGGGUUUGCUCACAAGCUGAUCACCUGAAUCAGGUAUGCUAGAACAUGUCAGGACAGACGACCCCAAGACCAGGAUUGAGGACGAUGAAAAAGGGGACAAAAUGAAACACUGAAACAGAAUCCCAGCCAGAUACAUUUGUCUGAAUGUGAUGACCUCCUCUUAAGCUCUUUCAAAGCAGUAGUUCUCCUUCCUCAGUGACUCUAAAGACUCUAUUAACAAGAGAUUUAAGAAUACCUGAAUGAUACCCACUCCUUUUUUUAGUUCUCCUUUUAUUUGCUGUGUUUAGGGGUACACGGAGGAAAUGAAGCAGUGAAGCACUACUGAAGGUCCUUUUUAUGCUCUGUGUCGCAUGCUGUAGUCUUAAAUCUACAGAAGGAAGCUGCUGAUUGUGAAUUAAUGACUGGUUCUAACAUAUUUUUAAGACAGAAGGGAAAAAGUAAAAGCUCUUUUUGGUUUCUCUGCCUUUUCUUUAAGGAAAAAUGUCUUCGGUGGCAGGUAGGAACUUGUACGUCCUGUUAAGGUAUGGAUCUAAUCUCUUAACCAUAGUCUUAAUUUCAAAUGUAUUGCACAAUAAGACUAAGCUGGUGUGGAACUGGAGUGAUUAUUCAUUCUGGGAAAACUCAAGGAUUAAAAACACAUAGCUCUGAGGCACUUAACUAAGCACUGGAUUCAAGCUGAAACAUUGUUGUUAUAAGGCACUGGAUCACUGUCUUGGCAUACUAGGGUUCAGAAGGCACUGGAUUUUAAUGGUUGUGGUUGUAACUGAAAGUGUUUUAUUUCCAUGGACAGUGAAGAACCAUUUAGAAUCCAUUUGGAGGCAAAUUGGAAUGUACCCCCAACAUUUAGCACCAUUUUAACUAUGCACUAAAAUAUUAAGAUGAAGGGCAUAUUAAUAGUGCUGGAUAUUCCCACACACCAGCACUGGCAGAUUUCAUUCAUUGUGAUUCUUUAAGUUUGUUUGCACCAGCAAACAUGUGAAACCCAUUUUAUGCCACAGAUUCAUACUGAUCUGAGGCAAGAUGAAGUCUACGUCGUGCGCUCACACAUGUGAAAUUACAGCCUACUGUCUUAUGGUCAGUCAUUUCAUACCUCAAGUCAGAUCACUGACAAUGCACUAUGCGCCAUGUUAUACGCUUAGAAAUGUAAUUAGCAUCAUGGCACGGUUAGAGUUAGUGUAAUGAUUUUUAUGAAGCCAAAUACUCGUUAUCAUUUAGAAGUCAGUGGAUGUUUUGUAGUGCUACUGUCCAUCCUGAUUUUGUGAUAUGAGAACUUUUGCCAAAAUGCCAAAUGCACUCAGUGACCCAAAGUACACAUUGGGGACGUUGUAAGGACGUUCAUCAGGCUCUGUUUCUGACUGUAAGAGAGAGCAAUUGUGAAUUUCAAAUUGUCCAUAAUCAUAAUGCAAAUUGCACACUGACCACUGCCGAUUCCAAAAGAAGGUAAAUGUUUUUUUUUUUUCAUCGAGUUUAAUCGAGCAGUCGUGACCACCCUAUGUCCUACUACUGAUUUUUUUUUCUUAUGUCUUUAGUUUCGUAAUACUGCACUAAGGCAAAGUUUUGGACAUGUCUAGACAAGCCCAAGACCGCUCUUGAAGGAUGCAAAUUUUAGAUCCAGAUAAGUUUGUUGGAUAUGAGCUGGAGCAAACCUCUUAGACCCAGUUCACAUCAGACAUUAACAUGUGUCUUGGGUGAUCUAGUCUUAAGCGGAAAGUAAAAAGUAAGCAUAGGUGUAAAAGAGGUCUAAUGUGAUUAGGGUUGCACUGAUACUGUACUUGAACUUAGUCGGAUUGUCAGUAUUGGUCAUAGGGAUACCAAUAACAUGAAGCAAUUUUUAAUUCUCAAAAGCAGUUUGAGUCAAUGUUAGUCCAGGUUCUUACCAAGGGAGCGAACAAAAGGUCUUAUUUGUGACUCAAAAUGCAACUUUAAUCAAAAUAAACAAAAAGUGGAUAUUUAUGAAUAUCAGAACUUGUGAGAUAGUUAUGUUAGACAGAGUCAGUAUCGAUAUCAGUACUCUGUGUCAGCCAAUACUUAAUGAUCAGGUAUUGGUAUCUGUAUCAGAAAAGUAAGAGGGAUGUCGGUGCAUCCCUAGACCCAGUUACUCAGUCCACCUUCAGAGGACCACAUAACAUUUAUAACGCUCAAGCGCUUAAUUGUGUCCCUGACAACAAACACUUUGCAAUGGAGAAACAUAAAAAUAAUUUAGAAAAAUUAAGAAAAAAAUGUGCUGGUUUUUUUGGUAUACUCAGCUUUGGCACUUAUGAAUAAUCUAAAUACCAUAUAUACUGAUUUCUCAAAUCCCAGUGGUUAGUAUAUAACUGGGACACAGAUAUUAAAUACUGAAUAAGUUUUGAUGUGAAAUAUUGUCUAGAGAACAUUUGCCUUGAAGACACAAGUCUCAGGUGGACUCGCUUUGAAUGUAUGUAUAUACUGUAAAUAGCCCUGAGGCAGCACUGAUUGUGGGCACUAUGAGGAACCAAGUCAAAGAGAAACUUUAUAACACUCCUUUUAAUAUUUUCCGAUUUUACUACAGUCCGUCAUUCGCCGCCACAUUUUGAAAGAACAUACUAUAUAUCAUCACCGUCAUAACAAAACCUUGCUGCCAUUUACAUUGUGUGAAUGUAUCAUAGUGAAUGGACCAAUAGAAAAGCUCCAGAAUUAUUUUUCCUCAUAGUAAAGUUAUGAAUACUUAUUUUGCGACUCCUACAAAAUUACCUUUUCACAAACACAAGGUUUUGUUACAUCAGUGAUGAGAUGUUUUUCCUGUCUUUUUCUUUGUGAAUCAGAAAUGUUGCUUGUUUUUCCAGGUCAGCUGGAAAACUGGCCCUGGAUUUUACUGCAAGUAUGUCAAAAUAGCUGUCAGUACUACUGUAUGCAUCCUUUACCUUGAAAAUACAGUUUUUUGCACAGCUUUUGGUUAUUCUGAACUGUUCUAUAUUAUUGAUGUAUUAUUAAUUUCUCUGACCAGCUAUGAUAUUGCCUUACUGUAUGUAUAAAGUAUCUGAGAUUAUGCUUAAGGUUUUGUCUAAAAAAGAUAUUUUUCUAAAAGCAUUAUUUACUACAGACAUGUUUAUAUUUAUGUUUAAAACCAUAGCCAACAUUAAUGACCAGAGCCACCUGUGAUGUCUGGUGAUUAUUUAGAACAGGCCAGAUAAAUCAUAUAUUAUUCAGAUGUAAACAAACACUGUGUAUACUAUAUAUGCAUGUAUUAUAUGCUAAUGAAUAACACUGAUUCAUGACAUUAAUGUAGGUGUAAGCACUCAGUUGAAUUUAUGAUUUAUGAAAAUUGACUGUUUUAUCUCACAUUUAAUAUUUAUUAUCUCUUCGUGCUUCAGAUGUUACGAAUGCACAGAGAAUAAUUUAUGUUACUCUCUAUUAACAAAGAAUGGAUUUGUGGAUGUAGUUUUAAUAUAUUUGCAUAGCCUAUGUACAUGGAAAUCUUUUUAACUCUUGGAUCUGCUUAACCCCUUAAAAUGCUUAUUUCAUACUAUGGCUCAUUAUUCAGUAACUACAGGGACUUCAGUGCAAACUGGCUGAGCUAUUCUUAUGUUAUGGAAGUGUGUGAUAGAGCUCCGGGCCCUGUGGGUGGGCCCUGGCCACUUAAGGCAUUGUCUUGUGUUAAAGAAACGGGCAAUGUGGAAAAAUUGCGGUAAUGGUUCACGACCUCUGAAGCAUUUGGACUCACAGGAUUUAUCCCAACACAUGGACUUCUUGGACUAAAAUCCAGCCAAAUUGUGCAAAUUCAUUCACUGGCUGUGUUUAGAAAGGACAUUUUUUUUUCACCCAUCUGGGAAUUAAAACUCUCUACAUUUGUCUUUUUUCUCCUUUUGGACAAACUGAUUUGCUGAGAUCAACACUGAAGACACUCGAAAUCCACUUCUAAUGGAUGUUUUGUUGGUUAAACUCUUUCUGUAUUGCACUGUACAUGAUGUAAUACAUAUACUGACUCUUGUCACUUUA